Poecilia reticulata (guppy) is the source of this 347-nucleotide messenger RNA. The record is from RefSeq and is a predicted model, not a curated record. NCBI's taxonomy places the organism in Eukaryota, Metazoa, Chordata, Actinopteri, Cyprinodontiformes, Poeciliidae.
UCACCAAUGAACACCAUGACUGGAAGACUUUUGCUGGGGCUUCUGAUCAUCUGUGUUGCAGCAGUUGCUGCACGCAGGAGUGAGAACAUGAGAAAGCCUUUUUGUGCUAAUCGAAGGAUCUGGAAAUGCACAACAUAUUUUUACCCCGUGUGUGGAACCGACGAACGGACUUAUGACAAUGAGUGUCUCCUCUGCAAGGAGAUGCAUGAAACCUCCAAGAACAUCUUAGUCGCCAAACCAGGACGCUGCUGACAUGUAUGGUUGAUAAAAUCAACACUUUGAGGCAGCCCAGAAAAAUGAUAUCCACUGUUGUCUCAUUGAAAUAAAGUCUAAGUUUGAUCAACCUG